Erigeron canadensis is the source of this 1023-nucleotide messenger RNA. Its product is annotated as zinc finger CCCH domain-containing protein 30-like. Lineage: Eukaryota; Viridiplantae; Streptophyta; Magnoliopsida; Asterales; Asteraceae. The transcript has a single exon. Gene Ontology annotation, molecular function: protein binding; metal ion binding. Bases 1 to 1023 code for a protein of 340 amino acids. The record is from RefSeq and is a predicted model, not a curated record.
AUGCAUAACUCCAAGAUUCCAUGGGCUCUCUCAUCUGGAAAUAUGAAUGAUUUAACGAAUACAGUCGAACUCGAGUUAUCUUUUGCAAAUUUGCUAAAACGUGCGGCUGAGAACGAUGAAAAUGGAUUCAAUCUGUUAAUGGAUCGUAUUGGUUCUGCUAUUUAUGAAAUGGGAGUUUGGUAUGGGGUUAAAAACAGUUCUGAUCCACUGAUGUCGACUAUGCAUAGAACCCCAUUGAUGAUGGCUGCAAGUUAUGGGAGUCUUGAUGUUUUGAAGUUUAUACUUUCUGUAUCAGAAUCUAACGUAAAUGAGAUUUAUGGCAAGGAUAAUACAACCGCCCUUCACUGUGCUGCUUCGAGUGGUUCUCAUAAUGCUAUUAAAGUUGUCGAAACCUUGUUAGCCUUUAACGCUAAUCCUAAGUUGGUUGAUGGUGAGGGACGUCUCCCUGUUGAUGUCGUUUACAUGCCAGACGAGUUACAGUGGUCAAAGUUUGUGAUUAAAAAUAUACUUGCAGAAGAAAGUGAGAAGAAAGAGUAUCAGGUUGACCCUCCUUUUUCAGAUUUAAACAGUGAUAUAUGUUCAAGUGAUGACUUUCGGAUGUUUUCAUACAAGAUCUAUCCGUGUGCACGAGCUGGCAUAUCACAUGACCGGACCCAAUGCCCAUUUUAUCAUUCUGCAGGAUAUGAAAGAAGACGUGACCCACAUGAAUUUCGUUAUAGGAGUGACCUAUGUUUCAGUUUCUUGAAACGGCGACAGUGUUGUUCAGGAGAUAAUUGUAUGUUUUCUCAUGGGUAUUAUGAAAGGGGGUUGCACCCAGAACUAUACAGGACUAAGUUUUGUCGAAAUACAGAAUCAUGUAAACGAAAGGUCUGUUUCUAUGCCCACACACAGCAAGAACUUCGUUCGCGAUAUGCUGCAGCAAUGUCUGCCAUUCCAUCACCACGAGUUUGGGCUUCUCCCAGGGUCAUUCCAACUCAUGCAGACAGACCCUCCUCAUCAGCAGAAGAUACCAGGUUCAAGUGA